UCUUUUUUCUUUUUUAAUAUCGAUUUAUACCUUUACAUGACCAAAAAGAAAAGAGGGAAGCAAAGACAGCUUGAGUCUAAAACUGCUUACUGACUUGAUCGUCAGAGAGCUUUUUGCCAGCACACACCCCUCCACUCCAAUCUUAGGUUUGCUCACGAUUAUUCUCAAUUUUGCAAAUAGCUUGAGUUUGUGUCUCCACUAUUACGGCAGUGCACAAAUUUAGUUCCAACACUACUCACGGAGCCUUUAUUAGGAAUAUGAAUAUAAGUUCACACUGCAAACUUUCCGAUUUCUAUUUUAAAGAGACAAAGACUUCAACACAGUAACAAAAUUUAGACUUAUCAGACAAAGACCAUAAAAGUGCAACAAUAUUAAAAAUAUUCACAGACAAAAACCAUAAAAGUGUAACAAUAUUCAAAGUCUUCAUUCAAAGUCUUCAUAGACAAAUACCAUAAAAGUGUAAAAAAAUUCUAAGUCUUCCCAGACAAAGACCAUAAAAGUGUAAAAAAAUUUACGGACAAAGACCAUACUAGUGUAACAAAAUACAAAGACCAUGAAAGUGUAAAAAAUCCAAUUUCUAUUUUAAUAUGGCAUUUGUAUCAAAAGUCAAGAUAACAAAAACAAAUAGAGGAUAUGCAGAUUAAUAAUGCAUCUCACUAUAAGUAAAGCCCUGAGUUGCUUAAAAAAAGAUAUACACAAAAACCACGAUGAAAUUUUCAGCUUAUUGUGAUAAAGCAUGCUUUCUAGCUUGCCUCAUCUUGUCUCUUCAGCUAAAUUCAUCACAAAAAAUUGCUUUUGCUUCUACCAAUUCCACUGAAGCAGAAGCACUUCUCAAAUGGAAAGCUAGCUUUCAAAGCCAAACCCAAAACAACCUGACCUCGUGGAUGAAUGCAAAUGAAGCCCCAUGCAAUACUUGGACUGGUGUUUCAUGCAACUCAGCUGGAAGUGUCAACAGAUUAGACCUCAUCAAUUCUGGUAUACAAGGUACUCUACUUGAAUUUCCAUUCAUGUCCUUGCCUAAUCUUGCAUAUGUUGACCUCAGCUACAAUAAACUUUUUGAUCAAAUCCCACCUGAGAUCAGUUCCCUCACCAAACUCAUCUAUUUUGAUGUAUCCUACAAUCAAAUGUCUGGAAAAAUCCCACCUGAAAUCGGUCUUUUAACAAACCUUCAGGUCCUUCACCUAAAUGAAAAUAAGUUCAAUGGCUCCAUUCCUCAAGAAAUAGGCCAAUUUAAAUUUCUCUAUGAGCUAGCUCUAGACUUAAACAAUUUAGAGGGUUCAAUUCCAGCUUCUGUGGGUAAUUUGAGCCAAUUGAUUUCUUUGUUUCUCUUUGGAAACCAACUUUCGGGUUCUAUUCCUCCCGAAAUAGGAAACCUUUCGAAAUUAGGUGAACUUUACAUGUAUGACAACUAUUUAUCAGGCCCAAUCCCUCGGAGUUUCGGAAACUUGAAAAAUCUAACCCGGAUGUCCUUGCACAACAAUACCCUUUCUGGUUCGAUCCCAACUUCUUUGAGCAAUUUGACAAAGCUUGUUUCUCUCUCUCUCUACGGUAAUAAUCUUUCUGGCACUAUUCCUGAAGAGAUUGGAAACUUGAAAUUUCUUGUGAGUCUAGACCUAACCCACAAUCAGCUCAACGGAACCGUUCCCUCUUCAUUCGGCAACUUGAGCAGCCUAGAAAACUUAUAUCUCCGCGGCAACCAGCUAUCUGGAUCAAUCCCCCAAGAGAUGGAGAAUCUAAUGAAGUUGACCAUACUUGUCUUGGCUACUAACCGAUUUUCUGGUUAUUUGCCUCGAGAUAUUUGUAGAGGUGGACUCCUACAAAGGUUAACUGCACAAGAGAACGAAUUUACAGGUCCAAUCCCGAAAAGCUUGAAAGGUUGCAAGAGCUUAGUCAGAGUCAGUCUCCAACGGAACCAAUUUACAAGCAAUAAUAUAUCUGAAGACUUUGGUGUCUAUCCGAAUCUUCAGUUUGUAGACCUAAGUUACAACAACUUAUCUGGCGAAAUCUCAGGCAUCUGGGGACAGUGUCCAAAUUUAACAACUCUACGGAUUGCGGGCAACAACCUUACUGGGAGCAUACCAUCUGAGAUUGUCAAUGCAACUAAAAUUCAAGAACUCGAUUUUUCUUCGAAUCAUCUAGUUGGGGUGGUUCCCAAGAAUUUGGGGAGAUUGACUUCUAUGGUGAAUCUAAAGUUGAAUGGCAAUCAACUUUUUGGUUUUGUACCCUCAGAAUUUGGAGCAUUCAGUCAACUCGAAUAUCUUGACCUAUCCACCAACAAGUUGAAUGGCUCAAUUCCAAGCAUUUUUGGCGAAUUGGUCCAUUUAAACUACUUGGAUUUGAGCAACAACAAAUUCAGUCAAGAAAUUCCAUCUCAGUUGGGCAAGUUAUUUCACCUGUCACAGUUAGAUUUGAGUCACAACUCACUUGACGGCAAGAUACCAUCAGAAAUUAGCAAUAUGCAGAGCUUGGAGCGGCUGAAUCUUUCCCACAAUAAUCUUUCCGGUCUCAUUCCAGCAACGUUUGAUGGAAUGCGAGGCUUGUUGUACAUAGACGUAUCCUACAAUCGCUUGCAAGGUCCCAUCCCCAACAACCAAGCGUUUCAAGAUGCUCACAGCUUUGAAGGGAACGAAGGAUUGUGUGGAAAUGUUGGAGGUCUAGAAUCCUGCAAUAAGCACGUCUCAAAAAGAAAAAACAACAGAAAACUCGUGUUUGCAAUCGUUUUCCCUUUCUUGGGAGCAGUUUUACUUGCUUUCCUUGCAAUUUUCUUCAUCAAAACAAGAAGAAAGAAAGAGCGGGAAACAAAAAAGAGAGAUAUCCAUGAUGAAGUUUUUUCAAUCUCUCUUUUUGAUGGGAAAAAAAUGUAUUGGGAGAUCAUAAGAGCAACCAAUGCUUUUGACUCCAUAUUUUGCAUUGGGAAGGGAGGAUCUGGAAGUGUCUACAAGGCAAAGCUACCAUCAGGCAGCAUGGUUGCAGUGAAGAAACUCCAUAAAAAACUUGACGGCGAGGAGACAUCGCAGGAGUUCCACAAUGAAAUAAGUGCACUAAUCAAUAUACGACAUCGAAACAUUGUGAAAUUUUGUGGCUUUUGCUCAAAUUCACAGCAUUCCUUUCUGGUCUAUGAAUAUCUAGAAAAGGGUAGUCUGGCUUCAAUCUUGAGCAAAGAAGACGAGGCAAAAGAAUUGGAUUGGAGUAGGAGGGUGACAAUUGUAAAAGGCGUAGCUCACGCACUGUCUUACCUGCAUCAUGAUUGUGUACCGCCAAUUGUACAUCGAGACAUAUCAAGCAGCAACAUUUUGCUGGAUUACGACUACGAGCCUUGUGUUUCAGACUUUGGCACUGCUAAGCUUUUGAAUCCAGACUCAUCAAAUUGGAGCUGCCUUGCAGGCACAUACGGAUAUAUAGCACCAGAGUUGGCCUACACAAGGAAGGUAACUGAGAAAUGUGACGUUUAUAGCUUCGGAGUGCUGGCAUUGGAGGUCAUCAUGGGAAAGCGACUAGGCGAUUUAAUUUCGUCCAUUUCGUCUCCAUCCGAUUGUGAAAACAAAUUGCUGAAGGAUGUAUUGGACCAACGACUUUCACCUCCUACACCUGAAGUUGAAGAUGAACUGACAACCAUUGCAAAGGUAGCAAUUGCAUGCAGGCACUCGCGACCGCAAUCGAGGCCAACAAUGCACAUGGUUUCUCAAUCAUUAUCAUUUCAAACUGCAGCUUCCACUAGAGGACCAGACAUCACGCUUGAACAACUCAUUAAGAUUUAAAUUGCGUUUGACAUUGUUUGAGUAGGCACAGAAGUCAGAUCUUCUUGUUUAAAUAUAUCAUAUAUGUAAUCUAUUAUAUUUGCAGGUAAAUUGAGAAUAAGAGAGGAGUGCUAUUUAGUAUUUACUAUUGAUGGUCUGGUUUCUUACGAGAAGAAAUCGUUUUGAUGGUUAUAUCUUUUCAGCUUUUCUCAUUCCUGCUGGUGACUGCUGUCUUGGGGAAUUGCGAACUCUUCCGUGUUCCGUGUUGCAUCUGAUAUCGCCAGUUUAGAUUUUAGCAUGAGUAACAAGGGCGAGCCUGUCAAACUGCUACUGGGUCUUUCUGAGCAGCGAAAGUUUUGGUCUCAAACGGUUCUCUGGCAUUUUGUUGGUUGCUAUGAGAGCUUCCAUCUGCCUGGGGUUGUGUUUGUUACUAGUUUUCAUUGGGAAUUAUUAUUAAAUACUGCGGUUUCAAUUGUUUA
Pyrus x bretschneideri (Chinese white pear) is the source of this 4216-nucleotide messenger RNA. RefSeq names its product MDIS1-interacting receptor like kinase 2-like. The transcript is spliced from 2 exons. Gene Ontology annotation, biological process: protein phosphorylation. Gene Ontology annotation, molecular function: protein kinase activity; ATP binding; protein binding. The record is from RefSeq and is a predicted model, not a curated record. NCBI's taxonomy places the organism in Eukaryota, Viridiplantae, Streptophyta, Magnoliopsida, Rosales, Rosaceae. Bases 708 to 3758 code for a protein of 1016 amino acids.